GGUGUGGUCACUGCCAAAGGAAUGGCCCUCUCACAUUUCUUCCUGAUUCACAUAUUCAGCGGGGUUACUUGUCAUCCCCUCCCUCUCCUGCUUCCCAGACACUGAGUCUGAAAUGAAAAAUUCACCUGCCUCUGAGUUGGCCCCGUGGGCGGGGGUGGGGUGGGGGGUGCAGGGGUGUUACUUGGGUUCCCAGGUUGGAAGAUUAUCUCACCCAGCUCUAGCUAUAUAAGCUCACUGGAGCAGAUGGGCUCCCCAGGGCAACUCAAGGAUUUAUUCCUCAGGAGGAAAACAGACUGACAAACUUCGGGUCAACAUGAUGGUUCUGAAGGUAGAAGAGCUGGUUACAGGGAAGAAGAAUGGCAGCGGGGAUGCUGGGGAGUUCCUUCCUGAGGACUUCAGAGACGGAGAAUAUGAAGCUGCUGUCACUUUAGAGAAGCAGGAAGACCUGAAAACACUUCCCGCCCACUUUGUGAGCCUGGGGGAGCAACAAUGGAAAACUGAGAAAGAGCGAGAGGCAGAGCUCAAGAAGAAAAAACUAGAACAAAGAUCAAAACUGGAAAAUUUAGAAGAUCUUGAAAUAAUCAUUCAACUGAAGAAAAGGAAAAAAUACAGGAAAACAAAAGUUCCAGUUGUGAAGGAACCUGAACCUGAAAUCGUGACAGAACCUGUGGAUGUGCCUAGGUUUCUCAAAGCUGCCCUGGAGAACAAACUGCCAGUAGUAGAAAAAUUCUUGUCAGACAAGAACAAUCCAGAUGUCUGUGAUGAGUAUAAACGGACAGCUCUUCACAGAGCAUGCUUGGAAGGACAUUUGGCAAUUGUGGAGAAGUUAAUAGAAGCUGGAGCCCAGAUUGAAUUCCGUGAUAUGCUUGAAUCCACAGCCAUCCACUGGGCAAGCCGCGGAGGAAGCCUGGAUGUCUUAAAACUGUUGUUGAACAAAGGCGCCAAAAUCAGUGCACGGGAUAAGUUGCUCAGCACCGCGCUGCAUGUUGCGGUGAGGACUGGCCACUACGAGUGCGCAGAGCAUCUCAUCGCCUGCGAGGCAGACCUCAACGCCAAAGACCGGGAAGGAGAUACACCCUUGCAUGACGCAGUGAGGCUGAAUCGGUACAAGAUGAUCCGACUCCUGAUUACGUAUGGCGCCGACCUCAACGUCAAGAACUGUGCUGGGAAGACUCCGAUGGAUCUGGUGCUACACUGGCAGAAUGGAACCAAAGCAAUAUUUGACAGCCUCAAAGAGAACUCCUACAAAGCCUCUCGCAUAGCAACAUUCUGAGAAAAGUGAUGACGAACGAUUCCAUUGGCUGCUCUUUACCAGCACAUGGAAGGCGUUGCCCCAAAGAGCGACUCAUAGAGAAAUCCAGCUUCUGUUUAUCAACCUGUUGUAAAGCGGCACCUAAUGAGGUUUGGAGCACAGGGACGUAGGCAUUGACAUUUUCCUUAGUGAAACUCACUCUAUUUAUUUGUAUUUAUUCCAGUUAACUUAUUUAUUUAUUUACUGCGAUACCACCAAUACUCAGAUCCU
Molecule: messenger RNA, 1522 nt
Organism: Odocoileus virginianus texanus
Lineage: Eukaryota; Metazoa; Chordata; Mammalia; Artiodactyla; Cervidae
Gene: ANKRD1
Product: ankyrin repeat domain 1
Molecular function (GO): protein binding
Source: RefSeq, a predicted model, not a curated record